CGUCCGGCAAUGCGCUCCGGGUUACUUCCGGUGGGCGUGCGAGCGAGAAGGAGAGUUCCGGCCGUAAAUUGCAGAAAUCCCAGUUUUGAUUUAAACAUGGAUCCUUCAGAGGAUGCUAGCGCUCAGAAUCUUGGCAGCUCCACGGAGGAGAAUUAUUUUGUAACCUACACUUUCACAGAUCGAUCCCACAGCAGCAGAGUAGCUCAGAGCAUCAUGAAGCUCUGUAUGGAAGAGGAGCUGUUUGCUGAUGUCACAAUUCUAGUGGAAGGAAAGGAGUUUCAGCUUCACCGGUUGGUCCUGUCUGCUCAGAGCUGCUUCUUCCGCUCCAUGUUUGCUUCAAACCUGAAGGAAGGCCGAAACCGCGUGAUUGAGCUCCAAGAUGUGAGUGAAAGUGUUUUCCAGCUCCUGGUGGAUUACAUCUAUCACGGCACGGUUAAGCUAAGGUUGGAGGAGCUGCAGGAAACGUACGAGGUGGCAGAUAUGUAUCAGCUGACAGCGCUGUUCGAAGAGUGCUCGCGCUUCCUCGUUAGAACGGUUCAGGUUAAAAACUGCCUGCAGAUCAUGUGGUUGGCAGACCAGCACAGCGACACGUCACUCUACACAGCAGCCAAACACUGCGCCAAAACACACCUGUCUCAGCUGCAUGACUCAGAGGAAUUUCUUAACCUUCCAUUACGGCUACUUACAGACAUUAUUGCAGAUGGAGUCCCUUGUUCACAGAAUCCUACAAUGGCUAUCAAAAGUUGGAUACAUUUCAACAAGGAAGAACGCGAGGAGUUUUCAGACAUUCUGCUGUCCAGUCUGAAGGAGAUUGGUGAGAAUGUACAUAUUUACCUGAUUGGAAAGGAGGAAUCUCGCACCCAUUCUAUUGCAAUCUCCUUACACUGUGCACAGGAUGAUUCAAUCAGCGUCAGUGGGCAGAACAGCUUGUGCCACCAGAUUACAGCGGCUUGCAAACAUGGUGCUGACCUGUAUGUUGUGGGAGGCUCCAUUCCCCGACGCAUGUGGAAGUGUAACAUGGAGACCAUGGACUGGGAGCGAUGCGCCCCUCUCCCAAGAGACCGUUUACAGCACACGCUUGUAUCUGUUCCCAGCAAAGAUUCCAUUUACUCCCUAGGGGGAAAAACUCUACAGGACUCCUUAUCCAAUGUAAUCAUUUACUAUCGAGUACAAGACAAUGUUUGGACAGAAACAAGUCAGCUAGAGGUAUCAAUCUCUGGGGCGGCUGGUGUGUACCUUAAUGGUAUUAUAUACCUGAUGGGAGGAGAAGAGAAUGACCUGGACUUUUUUACUAAACCCUCACGCCUUAUCCAGUGUUUCGAUACCAAUACUGAGAAAUGCUAUGUGAAGCCAUACCUGCUACCCUUUGCCGGACGCAUGCAUGCGGCUGUGCAUAAGGACCUGAUAUUUAUCGUUGCGGAGGGUGACCAGCUGGUGUGUUACAACCCGCUACUGGACAGCUUCACUCGACUCUGCCUCCCUGAGGUCUGGAGCUCUAGACCCUCCCUAUGGAAAAUCGCUAGCUGCAAUGGCUGCCUCUAUGUGUUUCGAGACUCCUACAAGAAAGGAGAUGCCAACACCUUCAAGUUGAACCCAGCCACAUCUGUCGUGACGGUAACCAGCGGUAUCCGGUUCUUGCUCACCAACCUGCAGUUCUUACUGGCAUGAUAGUAACACAGUCAGUAUCUGAGCAGCAUGAAAUGUGAACCGUGCUUUUGCACACCUAUUUCUAGAGGGUCAACCCCAUCCGCUCAGCUGCCAGAAUGAUGCAGAAACUGGGUAGAUUGUAUUCCAAAGAGUUGCAAGGGACCAACUACAUAAUGCGGUGGGCUUAUUGUACCAGGCUUUGCUAGCAGGUAGCUAUGUGUUCUUGUUUCCUAGUUACAUUCUGCUAGGUUAUGUCCAAGUUUAUGAUCAGUGUUUGUUCCAUUCAUAACCAAGCAAAUUUAUGUGGCUUUGUAGCCAUUUUAAAAUUUUACUGUAGAAGUCCUAAAUCUAUAUUGUAGAGUCUUUCCCUACGAUUUACAUCUAGUUAGCCACUGGCAUCUUUCAAAUAAUUCACCACAAAACAUAAGCAAGAUGAAAUUAAUGUUAACAUUUGGUGAUUCCUUCUGCAACCUUUGUCUAGAAAGAGUAAUAUUAUUUUAAACAGAGUACGCAAAUAAUAGUUACAAGUUUGUAAUUAUUUUAAUUGCCCUGCAUAAGCUUGCCAUAGAGCUCAUACCCUCCGUUUUUAUAACAUUGGUUCAAUCUUGGUACCAUGUAAGUUAAAAAUCAUCAUUAUGGAACGAUGUGUGGAAACCACACCAACAUGCUCCUGAACCGACAGACUUUAUUCCACCAACAUAUUUAACCCCAAGUGGUUAUCCAGCACCUGUGUCCUACAGAGCCAACAUGGCGGGACCAGUCAUGAGCAGGACUGAGACACAAACCCAGCCAUAUAUGAUGAGGGGAUGUCUGUGUUUCUGUGAUACUCUGAUCAUGUGCAUCUCAGGGGGUCCAGCACAUGGCUUCAAAGACUUGACCUUUCUGUCCAAGUUUAUGUCUUGAAACUCUAUAAAAUAUGUAUUGCUAUUGGCAUGGGGAACUGUACGUUAAGGCUCAGGAUGUGAAGUACAAAAUAUAAUGCAGAGCAGUGCUUCUCAAACCAUUCUUCAGUCACUACCAGUGGUCCAGGGAUUAUGACUUUGCCCUUUGGAAUAAAACCUGUAGUAUUUCUGGCUGUUGGUUUCUGGUCUGAUCAGCACAGAGUUUUUCAAAUUAUAAUAAGAGGUAUAUCUUUUAAUUCAAAAAGCUGCUCCAGUUGACCGUGUCUUUAACUUAAUUACAAUGAAGACAUUUAUGAAA
Pelobates fuscus (common spadefoot toad) is the source of this 2847-nucleotide messenger RNA. RefSeq names its product kelch repeat and BTB domain containing 4 (gene KBTBD4). Lineage: Eukaryota; Metazoa; Chordata; Amphibia; Anura; Pelobatidae. The transcript is spliced from 4 exons. Gene Ontology annotation, molecular function: protein binding. The record is from RefSeq and is a predicted model, not a curated record. Bases 10 to 1668 code for a protein of 552 amino acids.